AUGAGCGCGUGCGGGAGGAAGGCUCUGACCCUGCUCAGCAGUGUGUUUGCAGUAUGCAGUCUGGGGCUGCUGGGUAUCGCCGUCAGCACUGACUACUGGCUCUACCUGGAGGAGGGCGUCAUCCUGCCUCUGAACCAGAGCGCUGACAUACGCAUGUCCAUCCACUCUGGCCUCUGGAGAGUCUGUUUUCUGGCAGAGAUGAUUCGUUCGGCCACACCGUUCCCCCUGGUCAGUUUGUUCUUUAUGUUCAUUGGUUUUGUGCUCAACAAUAUCGGACACAUUCGGCCCCAUCGCACCAUACUGGCGUUUGUCUCUGGAAUCUUCUUCAUCCUGUCAGGUCUGUCUCUGGUGGUUGGUUUGGUGCUCUACAUCUCCAGCAUAAAUGACGAGAUGUUCAGCAGGACCAAGAGUAAUGAGGCGUAUUUCAGCUAUAAGUACGGCUGGUCAUUUGCGUUCGCUGCCAUUUCCUUCUUGCUCACUGAGAGUGCAGGUGUGAUGUCCGUCUACCUGUUCAUGAAGCGUUACACAGCGGAGGAAAUCUACCAGCCUCACCCCAGCUUCUACCGGCCGCGCUUGAGCAACUGCUCUGAUUACUCGGGUCAGUUCCUUCACCCCGACGCCAGGACGCGAGGACGCAGCCCGUCAGACAUCUCCAGCGACACCUCGCUCCAGAUGAAUGCCAGCUACCCUGCCCUGCUCAAGUGCCCUGACUACGACCUGGUGUCCUCCUCUCCCUGCUAAAGUUCAGUGUCCGGCAUCAGAACUGGGUUUGAAACAUAUAUGUGUGUCUUUGCCUUAUGAAAGGGAACAGACUGAUAGAAUGUAUGACUGUAAUUUUCCUGUUCUGUAGUGAGCUAAUGACUUUGUUCCAGCAGGUGGCAGUAUAGUAUUCUUCUCUGGAGUGAUUCACACAACUGCUAAGAUGAAUAAUCAUUGAAGUUUAAAGUGCCCCUAUUAUGGAUUUUUUGAAAAUUACAUUUUCAUGCAGUG
This is a messenger RNA of Sinocyclocheilus rhinocerous, 990 nucleotides long. RefSeq names its product voltage-dependent calcium channel gamma-5 subunit-like. Gene Ontology annotation, biological process: postsynaptic neurotransmitter receptor diffusion trapping; positive regulation of synaptic transmission, glutamatergic; neurotransmitter receptor internalization. The transcript is spliced from 4 exons. Gene Ontology annotation, molecular function: voltage-gated calcium channel activity; channel regulator activity. The coding region runs from base 1 to 741 and encodes 246 amino acids. The record is from RefSeq and is a predicted model, not a curated record. Gene Ontology annotation, cellular component: AMPA glutamate receptor complex; postsynaptic density membrane. NCBI's taxonomy places the organism in Eukaryota, Metazoa, Chordata, Actinopteri, Cypriniformes, Cyprinidae.